GAGAAAGGGGCCUUGUGAAUAUAAUGUCCCUACAUAGACAAGUUGCCACUCCCAUACCACCAAUACUACUGUUAAUCUCUGUGUCUCAGGCUGAUCAUGCCCUGCCAAAGCAGCAGCAUUCUAAGAUGUUCAAUUAAUGCAAGGGAAUGCAAACCCCCUAAUCUGGCUUCCAUCUCCUUCCCAUGUUAUAUUUGCCUUCUCACUGGACUCACAAGUACUCCACUCCCUCUCUUAACUUCACAACCUCUCCCUGCUGCUUGAAAUGCUCACCUCCUUGAAUUCGCAUAGAGAUGAAGAAGAAGGCACGCACCACCACCACCCCAACCACCAAAUCCUACCACAUGGACUGAUCGCACCAUCAACCCAUUCAUGCCAAUUGCUGAUCAGCUGCGCCGAACUCAUCCACCGCGCCGACUACUCGGCUGCCCGCCGCAUCCUCUCCCUCCUCUCCACCAUCUGCUCUCCCCACGGCGACUCCACAGACCGCCUUGUCCACCAAUUCGCUCGUGCCCUCUCGCUCCGCAUCGAUCGCGUCCUCACCCAUCUCAUCUCCUCCUCAAUGUUCUCAUCCAAUGAGGACACCAUCCAGUCCUCCUCCUACCUCUCCCUGAACAAAGUCACUCCCUUCCUCCGCUUUGCUCACCUAACCGCCAACCAGGCCAUUCUCGAGGCCAUCGAUGGCCGCCGAUCCAUCCACAUCCUCGACUUCGAUACCUCACAUGGUGUGCAAUGGCCUCCUUUCUUACAAGCCAUGGCUGAGCGCUCCGACCCCUCCAGUCUACAGUCCAUCCGCAUCACCGGUACCGGAACCGACCUUGAUGUCCUCCACCGAACCGGUGACCGCCUCCAAGCAUUCGCCAACUCUUUAGGCCUCAGAUUCCAAUUCCACCCCCUUUACCUCCCUACCACCAAUCCUGAUGCUACUACCACCAGUCUGAAUUCUUCUUUCCAACUGCACCCGGGCGAGACUCUGGCUGUGAAUUGCAUACUGUUCUUGCAUAAGCUUCUCAGGGACAGAACCGGUGACGAUCCUGCAUGCAAGCUCGUUGCUUUCCUCCAUGCGGUCAAGGCGAUGAACCCAGUGGUGGUGACGGUUGCCGAGAGGGAGGCCACCCACAACUCGCCAGUAUUCUUGCGAAGAUUCAUGGAGGCCUUGGAUCACUACACAGCGGUUUUCGAGUCCUUGGAGGCUACACUGCCUCCCAAGAGCCCGGAGCGGCUCGAGGUGGAGCAAGUGUGGCUCGGGAGGGAGAUCGAAGACAUAGUUGGCAGGGAGGGGGAAGGGAGGAAGGAGCGGCACGAGCGGUUUGAAUGGUGGGAGGGUCUGAUGAGGGAUAGGGGGUUUUCGAGCCUCCCGCUGAGCCCAUUUGCACUGUCUCAGGCAAAACUGCUACUCCGGCUGCACUACCCUUCGGAGGGUUACCAGCUUCAGAUGUCAAAGAACUCCUUGUUCCUGGGUUGGCAGCAUAAACCCCUCUUCUCGGUCUCUUCUUGGCACUGAUCAUGCAGCAAUUCCAGGAAGAAACCCAGCUGAUCUACUUCAUUUUCUUUGGUGAGUGUUGCUUCUUUUGAUCAAAUGGGGUUUUCACAUGGAAAACAAAAACCCAACUAGAAAUGAAGGCCCAAAAGUGUAGAGAGAUACUCAUAUAUAGGUUGAUAUGGUAUAUAUGGGAGGUCUUUACUCCAAACCUAAA
Molecule: messenger RNA, 1694 nt
Organism: Elaeis guineensis (African oil palm)
Lineage: Eukaryota; Viridiplantae; Streptophyta; Magnoliopsida; Arecales; Arecaceae
Product: scarecrow-like protein 18
Source: RefSeq, a predicted model, not a curated record